Poecile atricapillus (Black-capped chickadee) is the source of this 2446-nucleotide messenger RNA. It is a transcript of the gene ANKRD54, whose product is annotated as ankyrin repeat domain 54. The transcript is spliced from 8 exons. Gene Ontology annotation, biological process: regulation of protein kinase activity; regulation of intracellular signal transduction. The coding region runs from base 43 to 873 and encodes 276 amino acids. Gene Ontology annotation, molecular function: protein kinase regulator activity; protein binding. Lineage: Eukaryota; Metazoa; Chordata; Aves; Passeriformes; Paridae. Gene Ontology annotation, cellular component: nucleus; cytoplasm. The record is from RefSeq and is a predicted model, not a curated record.
UAUGGUGACACCCCGCCCCUCUCCGGCCCGGGCCGUGACGGGAUGGAGGGCGGCGGUGGAGCUGACGGUGCGCCCGGCGCGGGGCCGGAACCGGGACCGGGACCUGGACCGGAGCCGGAGUCAGAGUCAGAGCCACAGCCGCACAUCGCGCUACCGCCACUGGGACCGGGCGCACCCCUCGGUUACCUGCACGUCCUGUGGCAGCGGGAGGAGCCCGCGGGCAAGAUCCCGGCCCGCCGCCUCCGCAGGGCCGCCCGCCUCCACCGUCGGCUGGGGCCCACGGGCAAGGAGGCCCACGCUCUGAAAAGGCUGCGUGAAGCUGCCAAUAGCAAUGAUUUGGACACAGUGCAGCAACUCUUGGAGGACGGAACGGACCCCUGUGCUGCGGACGACAAAGGCCGGACAGCCCUGCACUUUGCCUCCUGCAAUGGCAACGAUCACAUCGUCCAACUGCUUCUGGACCAUGGGGCUGACCCAAACCAGAGAGAUGGGCUGGGCAAUACUCCCUUACACUUGGCUGCCUGCACGAACCACGUUCCUGUCAUCACCACCCUACUGCGCGGAGGGGCCAGAGUUGAUGCCUUGGAUCGAGCUGGCAGAACCCCACUGCACCUUGCUAAAUCAAAGCUGAAUAUCCUGCAGGAGGGAUUCUCCCACAGCCUGGAGGCUGUACGCCUUGAAGUAAAGCAGAUUAUCCAGAUGUUGCGGGAAUACCUGGACCGUCUGGGGAGGCAUGAGCAAAAGGAACAGCUGGAUGAUCUCUGCUCCAGGCUACAGAUGACUAGCACAAAGGAGCAGGUGGAUGAGGUUACAGAUCUCCUGGCCAGCUUCACGUCACUCAGCCUGCAGAUGCAGAAGAUGGACAACAGGUAAUGGGCUGCCAAAUCAUCUUCCUGAAGUAGCAGGAGAAGCCUUAGAGAGAAGAAAAGGAAGCUGAAGUUUGCUUCCCAGAUUGCUGGCUAAACAUUGGUGCCAGCAGCUGUUCCUGCCAGACUGACUCUCCAGUGGUGCUCAGGCUGUUCCUGUUGGUGCUGCCACAGCUGCCCCACGGGGAGGCAGCAGGCUUUGCAUUAUAAAGGCAACAGACAAGAAUGCUGCAGCUGUGACUUUGGGAUAAAAGAGCUGCUCUACUUUUUACCAGUUGGGUUGGCAAUGAAUAGGGUACCCUUUCCAGAGAUAUUUUGCCUUCUCUCAAGUAUGUCAGUUCAAUGUAGGCAGUGACCAAUGCCAUGUGCAGCCAUGCCAUCAGCCCUGACUAGUGCACUCAGCAGCUGGCCAGCAUCAUAGAAAUGCUUGGAACAGGCACCUUUUACCACCUCCAUACUGCAAAACUGCAUGAGGGAGAAAGUGAAUGCCUUGAACAGCAGAAGGCUUUGUGCUAUGAGAAGAACACACAUUUAAUUCUGCACGCUAGAAGCUGAGCAAACAUUUUGCCUUAAAGGUGCACUGAGGCUUAAAUCCUCACCUUCUCUGAGUCUGCUGUCAGAGGGCAGAGAAUAUGUCUGGUUACAAGUGGGAUACAAAGUUUUUCAUGGCUAGAGUAACACCUUUCACUGAGCACAUUUUUAAGUCUGCUGCAACUUAGUGCUUUAAUAUUGCAGUUUAACGCGUGCAAAAAAUAAGCAGGUACACAGCUAGCAGGUCUGAGCUGCCAUCAUGCGAGAAUAAGAAUUGGAGGGUGACAGUCUUAACGCAGUUCUAGUCAGACAUCUACAUCUUGCAAAAAAAAAAAACCACCAUAGCAAACUUUUGUUUCCUGUUACUGGCAGUCUCAGGCAAGAGGUCCAGUUGUGACAGGAGAACCUUAAGUGUAGUGUGAGAAAUGAAUUAUGGCUUAUGCUGGGAGCCUGAAGUGAUGCAGCUGUGAAAGAUGCAGGGAAAUGCUCUUGCUGCUCUCUUGCUUCUGCCCACUGUGGUUAGCAAUGAAGAUUUAGGUUGCUUUGUUGUGGAGCAGGGAUCCAGGAAAUCUUGUUGAUAGGGCACCAACAGUAACAGGGUGGCAGGAACAUGCCAAUAGUAAUCUGAGUUCCCACCUGUGUACCACAUCAUGGUAGCCAUAUCUAUCCCACAGCUUCGGAGUUGCUGGUUUGAAAGAGUUUAUUAUUAGGAUUCAGCUUAAAUAUGCAGCAGCCACAGUUCAGAGCAUUCUUCAGAGAUCUUUAGGUCAGCAUGUGCUGUGAUAUCUGCCUCUUGUCCAGGAAGAGGCUAAGUGGAUCUCUGCUCAAAGCUGAGAUACCAGAAAUAGGCAUGGCUUUUAGAUGGGUUCAUCUGUGGGCUGCUGGAGGACAGAGCUGGGAGCAACAGUCUCAUGGCUGGGCUGGAGCUGUCACUGUGCAUAUUGAUACGUCAUUAUAAUGUGCUAGAUGGGAAGGAUGCCAAGAGGGUGGGAGACAAUAUGACCUUUUUGUAUUUUCAAUUACAAUAAAAUCCUGUCAGUCCUUUACAA